AUGGCCGACGUUUCGGACACGAAGAUCGGCGAAGCGUACCAGGAUGUGCGCGACGACAAGACGGAGACGAACUGGCUGCUCCUCGAUUACGAGUCCGAUCGCUCUGACAAGCUGCACCUAACGGCGACGGGGACCGGAGGACUGGAUGAGCUGCGCGAACAGCUGAACGACUCCACGGCGUCCUACGCAUACGCCCGGGUCCAGUACGCGAACGACAAAGAGUCUAAGCGCGAGAAAUUCAUCUAUGUGGUGUGGGUUGGACCGCAGUGCAAGAUCAUGCGCAAGGCCAAGAGCUCAGUGCAUUCCGGGGACGUGAAGAGCGUGUUGCACGCGUACUCUAUCGAGGUUGCGGCGCGAGAGAACGACGAUCUCAAGGAAGAGCCGAUCGUCGCUCGAUUGCGGAAGGCUGGCGGAGCGAGCUAUGACGGUGUUUAA
Molecule: messenger RNA, 435 nt
Organism: Sparassis crispa
Lineage: Eukaryota; Fungi; Basidiomycota; Agaricomycetes; Polyporales; Sparassidaceae
Exons: 5
Coding region: 1-435 (144 amino acids)
Biological process (GO): regulation of actin filament polymerization
Cellular component (GO): site of polarized growth; plasma membrane; cortical actin cytoskeleton
Molecular function (GO): actin filament binding
Source: RefSeq, a predicted model, not a curated record